This is a messenger RNA of Protopterus annectens (West African lungfish), 7339 nucleotides long. It is a transcript of the gene ERCC3, whose product is annotated as ERCC excision repair 3, TFIIH core complex helicase subunit. Gene Ontology annotation, molecular function: ATP binding; 3'-5' DNA helicase activity; DNA binding. Gene Ontology annotation, biological process: nucleotide-excision repair; transcription initiation at RNA polymerase II promoter. Gene Ontology annotation, cellular component: nucleotide-excision repair factor 3 complex; transcription preinitiation complex; transcription factor TFIIH holo complex. NCBI's taxonomy places the organism in Eukaryota, Metazoa, Chordata, Ceratodontiformes, Protopteridae. The record is from RefSeq and is a predicted model, not a curated record.
UGUACAUCUGUUUUCGUCUCGGGUAGAAGCAAACACAAUUUACUUAUACGAAUACCACCAGCCUCCAGAAUCUACCAAUUUGCAGCGCCUGGCCAAUCAGAAGAAAGACAAGGAGUUACAGUAUUUACUGUUCUGAUGGUUGUAAUUUGAAUUUUGACUCGCAGUACUUUUAGCUGUAUCUGUGAGCUUGUCUUUAGUUUGGACUGCAACUCCCAUGAUUCUCUGUGCCGGUCUUGCGGAAGAAACGUUUUGUGUCUAGUUUGUAUUUUAUGAAUGCUAUGAUAAAGUUUUAGAAUUAUGAAACAUGACCGACAUAAAAAUGUAUUUGAUAUUUUUCCCCAGUCAGCUGAUGGAUGUUAUUGGGAACUGUAAGAAUGACAGACUAGGAAUGGCGAAGUUCGAUGCGUCUAUUUGAGGGUCUGGAACAUUUUUACCCGGUGUUGGGGAUAGGAAUGUGGAUUUUGUGAACUGCAAAUUUAAUAUGGACACGAGGAAAGAUAAGAAGAAAUUUAAGAAACGCCGCUAUGAUGAGGAUGAAGAUGAAGAUGAUGAUACACAAGGUAAUGAUAAUCAGCAGGCAGUUCCUUCUGCAGCCGGUAAGCAGGUUGAGGAAUCUGGAACUAAAGUGGAUGAAUAUGGAGCAAAGGACUACAGGAGUCUACUGGGGUUAAAGGGGGACCAUACAGCAAGGCCACUUUGGGUGGCUCCAGAUGGACAUAUAUUCCUUGAAGCAUUUUCACCUGUAUAUAGGUAUGCCCAGGAUUUUCUGGUAGCCAUUGCCGAGCCUGUCUGUAGACCUAGCCACGUACAUGAAUACAAACUCACAGCUUACUCGCUGUAUGCGGCUGUUAGUGUGGGGCUGCAGACUGCGGACAUCAUUGAAUACCUUCAGAAGCUGAGCAAGACCUCCAUCCCAGAUGGGAUUGCCCAAUUUAUAAAGUUGUGUACUGUCAGCUAUGGUAAAGUCAAACUAGUCCUAAAACAUAACAGAUAUUUUGUCGAAAGUGUGCACCCUGAUGUCAUUCAACAGCUCCUUCAGGAUCCUGUAAUUAAAGAUUGUCGACUGAGAACUGCAGAAGGAGAAGAAACGGACCUCAUCACAGAAAUCUUCUCAAGUAAAUCUGCUAUUAGUAAAUCAAGUCAGAAAACCAAUGGACCCCCUGUAUCCCAGGAUGGAGAUCCUGCUCCAAAGAAACCCGAAGUUCCAUCUGAUAUUUUUGAAUUUUAUGAACAAAUGGACAGGGAUGAGGAAGAGGAAGAGGAAACUCAGACAGUGUCAUUUGAAGUCAAACAGGAAAAGAUAGAAGAGCUGCAAAAGCAGUGUAUUCAGAUGGAGUAUCCUUUGCUGGCUGAAUAUGACUUCCGAAAUGAUACCGUAAAUCCAGAUAUAAACAUUGACUUGAAACCUACUGCAAUUCUUCGACCCUACCAGGAGAAAAGCUUGAGGAAGAUGUUUGGAAAUGGACGAGCAAGAUCUGGAGUAAUUGUGCUUCCUUGUGGUGCUGGGAAAUCACUGGUUGGUGUUACUGCUGCAUGCACUGUUCGGAAACGAUGCCUUGUACUUGGGAAUUCUGCUGUUUCUGUGGAACAGUGGAAAGCACAGUUUAAAAUGUGGUCCACCAUUGAUGACAGUCAGAUCUGCAGGUUCACAUCAGAUGCUAAGGAUAAGCCUAUUGGCUGCUCCAUUGCUAUCAGUACCUAUUCUAUGCUGGGCCAUACGACCAAGAGGUCUUGGGAGGCUGAGAAGGUUAUGGAAUGGAUGAAGGGCCAGGAAUGGGGUCUCAUGAUACUCGAUGAGGUGCAUACUAUACCUGCAAAAAUGUUCCGUCGUGUUCUGACCAUUGUACAAGCUCACUGUAAGCUAGGCCUUACUGCAACACUAGUCAGAGAGGAUGACAAAAUCGUUGACUUGAAUUUCCUCAUUGGACCAAAGUUGUACGAGGCGAAUUGGAUGGAGCUGCAGAACAGUGGUUAUAUAGCCAAAGUUCAGUGUGCAGAGGUCUGGUGUCCUAUGACUCCUGAAUUUUACAGAGAAUAUGUGGCAAUCAAAACAAAGAAAAGGAUUCUUCUGUAUACCAUGAAUUCCAACAAAUUCCGAGCUUGCCAGUUCCUUAUUAAGUUCCAUGAGCGGAGAAGUGACAAGAUCAUUGUUUUUGCAGAUAAUGUGUUUGCACUGAAAGAAUACGCUAUCAAGCUGAACAAACCUUAUAUUUAUGGUCCUACAUCUCAAGGUGAAAGAAUGCAGAUUCUACAGAAUUUUAAGCACAAUCCAAAGAUUAACACCAUAUUCAUAUCUAAGGUGGGAGACACGUCCUUUGAUCUUCCUGAGGCCAAUGUGUUGAUUCAGAUAUCAUCCCAUGGUGGUUCCCGAAGGCAGGAGGCCCAGAGACUGGGUCGAGUGUUAAGAGCAAAGAAGGGUACUGUAGCAGAAGAGUACAAUGCUUUCUUCUACUCUCUCGUAUCUCAGGACACGCAGGAGAUGGCAUAUUCAACCAAACGUCAGAGAUUUCUGGUGGACCAGGGCUACAGCUUCAAGGUUAUUACUAAGCUUGCUGGUAUGGAAGAAGAAGACUUGUUUUUUGCAACCAAAGAAGAACAGCAACAGCUUCUGCAGAAGGUUCUGGCAGCAUCUGACCUUGAUGCUGAGGAGGAAGUUGUUGCUGGAGAAUUUGGGUCAAAGUUUCAGGUAUCCCGACGUAUUGGUACAAUGAGUUCUAUGUCUGGAGCAGACGACACAAUUUACAUGGAGUAUCAGGCCCCCCGAAGCAAGGGGCUGGAAAAACAUGUCCAUCCACUUUUCAAGCGUUUCAGGAAGUAAUGGAUUGCUGCAUUUCUCUACUUUGUUCUGAUAUUACAUUGAUCUUUCCAUUUGAUAGGCUUUGAGGUCUGAGGUCUGAACUUAAGAUCCUGAACAAAAGAUGGGUUUAAGGUCAAGCAUUGAAGGCUCUGCAGCGUUUGACCUUAGCUACUGCAGUUCCUUUUGGGAAUCUUUAUCAGGCACUUGUCUAGCAUAACUUGUCCCUUGAUUUUAACUUUUGAGUGUGUGCUGUUGCUGUAGUGUCUGUAAAUCAGAUGAUGAAAGGUUACUCCUGAAACACACCUCACAUUCUGGGGAUUAAGGAUCUGGCUAUGCAGAUAACUGCUGGAUAAAUAACAGACACCACAGACUAUGGUUCCAUUAUUUUUAAGGCAUUUCUAGUUUCUCAGUCAUUUUUAUAUAGUAAAGCGGAUUAUGUGUGACAAGAUAAAUUCUUCAGACGUCAGAUAGUGCCUAAUUAUCAGUAGUUACAGAUCAGUUCUAGUAUUUUAUUUAUAUUACACUGUUUGCAGGGUAAAUGACCUGACAAAGUAAUCCAUGAAAAUUAUGAAACGGAGAGCUCAGAAACCAGGGCAGAUUGGUAGUAAAGCUGAAAGUGUGGAGGCUACCUGUGAGAUGCUCAUAGUGCCAUAUGCAGAUAAGUAAUGAGAAAGGAUGAAUAGGAUAGUUCUGUUAAGAAGAUGAAGCACUGUGUGGAGAGCAGGGACUCCUGGUAAUAAUGGUUGGGGGACCAUAUCAAAGGAUCUUUUUCCUCAAGUGUGGAAGCAAACAGAUUGUAAAAGAAUAACAAGAAAAGCAUACUAAAUCUGUUGUGCCUUUAAAAGGGAGUUUUAAAAAAGUCAGCAGGAUGUAUGAUGGAAUGGGUGCUUCCACUGUUGUAGAUAAUAUUAAGAAACAGUGGGAAAAAUCUCACAAAAACUGAAAGAGAUUAAAAUAAAGGAAACUUUAUCCAGUCUUUCAAAUGGCAACACACCACGACAACAAAAAUUUUUCCGGUCAUAAUGGUGGAAAAAGAACGUUUGUCAGUGUCACUGAAAUGGCAGGAAAAAACACCUGUUCUCUGACAUGGGUGAUGGCUGAAUCUAUAGUAUAAAAAGAAUCACUGUUUUUAUGUAAAUUAUGUUGGUGAAUUUCAAAAAGUAUUUCCUGGAAAAGGAGAAUUCUCAGAAAAUUAAACAUGUAUAAUGUACCGUAAAAAUGCAGUUCCAUUUAAAGGAGUGACUUUAUCAUUUCCAGUACCUUUUCAACUGAGACACUGAUAAGUGCUUAAGUCAGUUUGGGUAUGAUUAUAGUGCAGCUGAUAGCAGUAGAUACCACUGCUUUAUGGAAUAAUGUCUUCAAGUUGUGCAGCAUAUAGUCAGUGCCCAACCUUAUUCUUUUCCAAAUACACUUCCUUGGAUAUCAAACAAUCAGAGGACUUCAGACAAAAGAGCCUGCCUAUGUCCUUCAUAGGCCUUUCUGGGAUUAUCUUCCAUCCCGAAGGCAAAAACCUCCUUGAAAAAACAUUGAAAAUAUUAGGAGAAGAAAUGUUUUAUCUGAAACAUAGUUACCACAUAAAAAUGAACACAGCGAUGAGUAAUGGUCUUCUCCAGGGUCCCCUGCAAGAAUAUGACUAUUGUGGUAGUGAAAAGACCUUUUCAUGUCUCUCCUCAAAAAAAAAAAAACAGGUUUAUUUAUUCAGGCGAAAAAGAACUACUGCUUUGGGCAGUAUUAACAUUAAGAGUUCUGUCAGUGUUGCAAAUAUCAAAAACCCUGUAGAGCUUCAAAUAAUAGACUAGAUGUGCUUAACAGUGUUAAGGAAUAUUCAGUUACCAAAACACAAAAUAAUAAACAGUACCUAAAGGAAAAUGCCACAUAAAAAUUUGGAGUGUUACAGAUUUGAGAAGACAGUUUGUAUUUCAUCACCUCUUACAGUUAGGACCGUGAUUUUCCUCAGCUGUAUGGCCCAGCACCAGAGUUAUUUGUUAGAAAAGGUUGUGAGCAUCCUGCUCACACUGUUCUUCACAAAGAUUGGGGAUCAGCUAGUGACCUUUAUAUCUGCCAUUGUGAAAGCAGGCUGUAGAAGACAGUACAUGGUUAUAAGCCUGUCUUUCUAUUGUCAGUUCAAGUGUCAUGAUAAUGCAUAGAUAAUGCAUAGUUUGAAAUAAAGCUGUCGGAACUUGUAGCUUCUCAGAUGUCACAUUUUUAUACAAUAAGGCUUGUUGAGUAGCCACUAAAUUUUAUAUUUGUAACUAAUGAAAUUUAUUAACUGUGUCUUUGAGUGGAAUUGCAUGAUAAUAUAUUGGAAUAUUUAGUGAGUUAUUUCUCUACUGCAUUAAAUUGUGUGCAUUGCUGAGUUCUGCUGACGUAAAUCUGUGUUUUCAGUUAUAGUAUUCAUUAUUGCCUCCCUUGGCUUGUCAUUUGGAUGUGCAGACUGAGAGAUGGCAUCUUUGCAGUUGGUAUCUUUAUGAAACUCUGUGUUAAUGCAUUGUUGCUUUUGAGCUAUGCACUUAAGAUAUUGAGAAUGACCAUGUCAGGGAUUGCAGUAGAAAGAGAUAUGAACUUAUUGGUGGUGUUACAGUUUCAGAGCUUCCAUAAGUUUGGGGAAUGAAUAGUGAUCCUCAUUUUUAUGUUUGUUUAUUUUUAAUAUUUUCCACUACUGUAAACCUCCCAGAACAAGUGGUUUAUGAAAUGAAUGGCUGGAUGAUGGAAUGUAAUGUUUUUGCUGGUUGUUUAAUUGGAUGAUGAUGAAUUGGCAUGCAAGUUUGGAGGUUUGCAUUUCUUUGAGACAUGUUAGUGUAAUGUAUACUUAGAAAACAGUAACUCUCUCAACAGUAAUAUAAACACAGUAUAGUAUAGUAACCCCCCAAGAAAAGGUACUAGGAGAAAGCAUAAAGGGAGUUGUAUAAGUGAUUUUCAUAUUACUUUUCCCUUUCAUUUUGCCAUUCUGCGUAUUAAGGAGAAAGAUUCUCUGUUUUCACCGUAAAUUAUUAUUGAGAAGUGAGUUGGCAAAAAAUUUCAAUGGCUGUGCCUUAUAUCUCCAACAUUUCUUCAGAAAUCUUAACUACAGUUGUCUGUAGAUAUUUAUCAUUUUAUGUAGUCCAAAAAAGGUAGUUUAGUGGCUCACAGAUUGUCACAUAGGGAUCCAUUUUAUCUACAGUUGUGCCUGGUACCAAAAAAUGGCAAACAAAGACCUGUAAUGCAGCUGUCAAGACCCUGCCCCCCAAAAAAAGUUUUAUCAACAAGCACAACGUGAGUAUGUAAGUGAAUUUCAAGUUACUUCUCUCUUUCAGUUUGUCAUUCCAUUUAGCAAUGGAACAGUUUUUCCAUUUUCCUAGCAAAUUACUACAGAUAGAUGAAUCACAGAAUAAUUUCAAUGGCUGUACCUUCAAUCUCUGUAAGGUACUAGUUCCAGGAGUAUUUCCUCAGACUUCACAACUGCAAUUGUGCUUUGGUUUAGAUUUUCAGGUACUCAAAAAAGAAGAACGAGGCCAGUCGGACAUCACCCGCUUAACAAAUUCAACAAAUAAAUAAAUAAAUGUUUUAGUGGUUGUCAGACUAUCACAGAGGAACAUAUUUUAUCCAGAGACCUUUUUCAUACCAAAAGAAAUGACAAAUAGGGGGCUUGUAAUGCACCGGUCGAAUCUAAGUAACUUUAUAACAAAAGCAAAAGUGCAACAUGUUUACUAUAAAGUAUAUAAAUAACACUGUUGUGUACUGAACUUGAAGGGUGCUUAAAUGCACAUUUUGUUGCUGAGGUUUCCUCUUCCCUCUUUCAGCUUUCCCAUUCCGUAUGCUCACAACCCCAAGAGAGUGAAUUGCUUGGUCCCAAUUUUUACCCUCUCAAAGGUUAAAAAAAAAAAAAAAAAAACUCACAUUUUCCAUAUAUGAGUGACAUUUUGGUAGUGCUGCUGUGACCCAUAUAUUCAAGAACCAGAAAAAUAAUCAAGACACAUUUUAGCUGAAUCAGCAGUAACUUCAAAUGUUUUCCAUUAUAUUGCAUGAAAAUGUCUUGUAUACCAUGCAUUCAAAGGUUUUAAUUGAAAGAACUGGUCUAAUGUAUGCAGUUCAGAUUAUCUCAAAUUCUGUAAUGGCCAGUUCCAGAUGCAGUUACUGUCUGAACUUGUCAGAGUCACAAUUCAAACCAAGGAAAAACACUGAAGUGUCUCAUUUAAUCCAGAAGUGCAGAUAAGCCCCCUGUGCAACCUUUCUACAGAAUAAAAAGUAAAAUAAGCCACAGAUCUAAAUACGGUUCAAGCUGACCAAAUGAUACCCAGCAAAGAAUGGAUGUUAUAAACAUUAAGAAAGAGUAACUGCACCUGUAUUUUACAUCAUUCUGGCAACAUGUUUUCUUUGUUAUUCAUUCAGUUUUGUAGUAGAAGUCUCUUGCAAGUAUUUUUCAUAGAGGCAUCUGAACUGAUCUGUUUCUUUCAUUGUUUUUAAUUGGUAAGAGUAUGCCAGUUUUAUGUUUCCCAACUGUUGCAUUGUUUCUCUUUUCUUAAUUAUUUCAAUAAAAAGUUUCCCACCUGGUCUUUAAAAGGA